Physcomitrium patens is the source of this 1073-nucleotide messenger RNA. Its product is annotated as basic blue protein. Lineage: Eukaryota; Viridiplantae; Streptophyta; Bryopsida; Funariales; Funariaceae. The record is from RefSeq and is a predicted model, not a curated record. Gene Ontology annotation, cellular component: plasma membrane. Gene Ontology annotation, molecular function: electron transfer activity.
AAACGCAACACAACCCAUGACAUAAUCUCGAAGUUCAUGUGGAUUCGUGCGCGACCCAGGCUCCGAAGUCAGCUUCAAUCAUGAGGCUUCACCACGCGCUUGUCAAAGAGGCAAGGCCACAGUUAAGAGUCCAGUCUGCCGGCACCCUGAAUCCAUUCACUUGGUUCGCCUCACUCACACCCACCUGUCCGUCGUCGUUCACUAGUUACGGUGGCGCGGAGAUUUUUCUUAGAUCAUCAGCUGGGUCCUGUUGCAUAAUUUUGGAGCUGCGUGCUGGUUUCUGUGUGUUGAGGUUUCGUUUCUGAGUGCGAACUUCGGUGGAGGUAGGAGUAGUUAAUAGCGAUGACCAUGGGAAGAGGCAGUGCGAUGUUGGCUGUGGCGAUUUUCCUCGUAAGUGCCGCAAUGGGUGUGCGGGGAGCCACUUAUACUCUGCCCGGCUCAUGGGUGGUUCCGACCGAGAACGCAGAUAUUUACAACGUGUGGGCUCAGAAUGUCUCCAGUUAUCUUGUUGAAGGCGAUGUGAUCAUUUUCCAGUAUGUGGCAGCAGCUCAUGACGUGGUAACUUUGGGAACCCAAGCAGAGUACGACGGUUGCGAUUCAACUACUCCCUUGAACAGAACCCAGACAGGGAACGACGCCAUCAUCGUCAAGGCAGGAAUCAAUCUCUACAUUUGCGGCAGAAAUGGCCAUUGCCAAGCAGGUCAAAAGGUAUCCGUCACUGCAUCUGCAGCCAACAUAAUCACCCCGACGAUCUCACCUGUCGCAAGCAUCCCAGCGCUCUCACCGCCACUGAGCGCCCCAACGAUCUCACCUGCAUCAGGUGCCGCACUUCCAGCAAUCUACACCAUCACUCCAGCUGCAGCUCCACACUCUGCUGGUUCCGUGACUGUACCCCAGGCCGUUGCCGCCGCCACAGUCGCAGCGGCGGCAUGUUUUGCCCUUUUCUAGAGAUCGGUCUUUUUCGUAGAAAUAUCUAUGCAUAAACAAUAUGAUAUAAAGUAGAGAAAAAGGAUAUGGUAUAAUGUUAAUUGUUGUUAUUAUUUUGAUGAAUAAAAAUUAAAAAUGAGACUAUA